CGCGCGCUGCUGCGGCUUUUUCUCCGGCCUCUGCGACGCGCCCCUCCUUGUCAGCCCGGCGCUAGCGGGCACCGCGGUUCCUUUUCGUGAGCUCUCCGAGGGCCAGGAGCCGACCGGCUGCCAGAGAAGCUGCUGGGCAGCGGCUACGAACGAUUAAAAUCUCAGAAGAAAUACCUGCUCUUCGUACAAAGAGGAAAUCUGUGUACUUUUGUCGGCUUCCAAAGAUUACUAACAUUUAUCUGUAUCACUAAAAGUGAACUGCCUUGGCUAUACUGCUCCUCUUACUGCUGCUUCCAUUAUUGCCUUCUUCAGCAAAAUAAGGCUUUCCGAAGCCAAAGAAUAACAAGACAUAAGCGCCAUUUUAGAAGCCUUUCCAGUAUGAAACUUAAGCUAAAUGUGCUUACCAUUAUUUUGCUACCUGUCCACUUGUUAAUAACAAUAUACAGUGCCCUUAUAUUUAUUCCAUGGUAUUUUCUUACCAAUGCCAAGAAGAAAAACGCUAUGGCAAAGAGAAUAAAAGCUAAGCCCACUUCAGACAAACCCGGAAGUCCAUAUCGCUCUAUCACGCACUUCGACUCACUAGCUGUCAUAGACAUCCCUGGAGCAGACACACUGGACAAAUUAUUCGACCAUGCUGUGGCCAAGUUUGGGAAGAAGGACAGCCUUGGGACCAGGGAAAUCCUGAGUGAAGAAAAUGAAAUGCAGCCAAACGGAAAGGUUUUUAAGAAGUUAAUUCUUGGAAAUUAUAAAUGGAUGAAUUAUCUUGAAGUGAACCGCAGAGUGAGUAACUUCGGUAGUGGACUCACUGCAUUGGGGCUGAAACCAAAGAGCACCAUCGCCAUCUUCUGUGAGACCAGGGCCGAAUGGAUGAUUUCAGCACAGACCUGUUUUAAGUACAACUUUCCUCUUGUUACUUUGUAUGCAACACUUGGCAAAGAAGCAGUAGUUCAUGGAUUAAAUGAAUCUGAGGCUUCCUAUCUGAUUACUAGUGUUGAACUUCUAGAAAGCAAACUGAAGACUGCCUUGUUAGAUAUCAAUUGUGUUAAACAUAUCAUUUAUGUGGAUAAUAAGACUAUCAAUAAAGGAGAGUACCCUGAAGGGUUUGAGAUUCAUAGCAUGCAGUCUGUAGAAGAGUUGGGAUCCAAGCCAGAAAAUGCAAGCAUUCCUCCGAAUAGACCAACACCUUCAGACAUGGCCAUUGUCAUGUACACCAGCGGUUCUACUGGGCGGCCUAAGGGAGUCAUGAUGCAUCAUAGCAAUUUGAUAGCUGGCAUGACAGGCCAGUGUGAAAGAAUACCUGGACUAGGACCAAAGGACACAUAUAUUGGUUACUUACCUUUGGCUCAUGUGCUAGAAUUGACAGCAGAGAUAUCUUGCUUUACCUAUGGCUGUAGGAUUGGAUAUUCUUCUCCACUUACACUCUCUGACCAGUCCAGCAAAAUUAAGAAGGGAAGCAAGGGAGAUUGUAGUGUACUGAAACCCACACUUAUGGCUGCUGUUCCGGAAAUUAUGGAUAGAAUUUAUAAGAAUGUUAUGAGUAAAGUUCAAGAGAUGAAUUAUAUUCAGAAAACUCUAUUCAAAAUAGGGUAUGAUUACAAAUUGGAACAGAUCAAAAAGGGAUAUGAUGCACCUCUUUGCAAUCUGUUGCUGUUUAAAAAGGUGAAGGCUCUGCUGGGAGGGAAUGUCCGUAUGAUGCUGUCUGGUGGGGCUCCACUCUCCCCUCAGACACACCGAUUCAUGAAUGUCUGCUUCUGCUGCCCCAUUGGCCAAGGCUAUGGACUGACAGAAUCAUGUGGUGCUGGGACAGUUACUGAAGUUACUGACUAUACUACUGGAAGAGUUGGAGCUCCUCUUAUCUGCUGUGAAAUUAAGCUGAAAGACUGGCAGGAAGGUGGUUAUACGGUUCAUGAUAAGCCAAACCCCAGAGGUGAAAUUGUAAUUGGUGGACAGAAUAUCUCCAUGGGAUAUUUUAAAAAUGAAGAGAAAACAGCAGAGGAUUAUUCUGUGGAUGAAAAUGGGCAAAGGUGGUUUUGUACUGGUGAUAUUGGAGAAUUCCAUCCUGAUGGAUGUUUACAGAUCAUAGAUCGUAAGAAAGAUCUGGUGAAGUUACAAGCAGGAGAAUAUGUGUCUCUGGGAAAAGUAGAAGCAGCACUGAAGAAUUGCCCACUUAUUGACAACAUCUGUGCUUUUGCCAAAAGUGACCAGUCCUACGUGAUCAGUUUUGUGGUUCCAAAUCAGAAAAGGUUGACCCUUUUGGCCCAGCAGAAGGGAGUAGAAGGAUCAUGGGUUGAUAUCUGCAAUAACCCUGCCAUGGAAGCUGAAAUACUGAAAGAAAUUCGAGAAGCUGCAAAUGCCAUGAACUUGGAGCGCUUUGAAAUUCCAAUCAAAGUUCGAUUAAGCCCAGAACCAUGGACCCCUGAAACUGGUUUGGUAACUGAUGCUUUCAAACUGAAAAGGAAGGAAUUGAAGAACCAUUAUCUCAAGGACAUUGAGCGGAUGUAUGGGGGCAAAUAAAAUGUUGCUUUCUUAUUUACAGUCACACAGGAGGUGGCCUAGUGGUUUCAGUUCUUGAAUUUAAGCCUUUGUUGAGCUGUCUGUUAGAAUGUAUGAUACAUCAUUCUAAAAAUGUUUAAAAAACCAAAACUGAUUAAAAUAGUGGUUGAGUCUCCUUUAACCUAGUUUUUGCAUAGUUCUAGUGAAGAUGAAAUUGAAAAGCUAUUUCCCUUUAGCUGUGUUUUUAAUUUUAGGGCAGAAAUUCUUUUUUAAAAAAUUAGCCUAAGAUACACUUGUUUUCAUAAAGAAAAUAUUUAAUGUGAACAAAAUGAAUUGGAGUUGGAGUAGAAUGUAGUUUGAUGAAAUUUGCAGCUUUCAGUGUCUGUUGUCUUCCUAGCUCAGAAGUUUCCAUAGUGAGCAUGACAAAAAUAUGUAUCAACACUACUCAAAGCAAAAGUGCUACAGGGCUUGAGAAUUCUCUUCUGACCAUUUGUUUUGAAGGGAAAAUUUCAUUGUAAAAUAAUGUAUGAAGUCAGUAUCUUAGAAGGAAUUAUUUUAAGAUCAUAAUUGUAUAGGUUAGACAUAGAAUCAUUAUAAAAUUGUGAGCAAUUACAGUGCCUGAAGCAAGAAUAAAACAUUUACAUACCAAAAAUAUGUAGUAGUAUAUGUGAAAGGAAAUUGAAUUGCUCUCUUGAAUCUUUGACAUCAAAAAUCAAUAACUGUAAUUAUCUGAAUUAUUCAAGAGGAAAGUACAUUUUUUAAAAAUGCUAAAAAUGACCUUUCUGCAUUUGUUCAAGUAAAACACAGAAACCAAGAGAGAGAAAAAAAUAGUCAAAAUUUCAUAGUGAGCAUUUUAUCUGUGAGAAAAGCUGACACGCAUAAAUAUUUGGGAUCAGGACCCUUUUAUAACAAUGGGCCUGGGAAAGCAAUUUUCACUCUGAAUUUACCUUUCAUAUCAAAGGUUGAUUUUAAAAUGUACUCCUCUGAAAUCGCCAUUUUAAUUUAUGGUCUGUUUGCUGUUGCUGGUUUGACUUGUAAUCAGUAGUUUGCAUUUCAGAAAGCCUUUCAUUUUGCUUUAAUUUUAGCAAAGCGGGUUAUGAUGAAUGACUUCCUUAAAAUCUUGUUCAAACCUACAGGUGAUUAAUUAUCUUGGAUGAGUUUUGGGAAGUUAAAGGGAAGAAACAUUUUUACCACUUUUUCCUGUUUGUGAAAAGUUUAGAAACUGGAAAUAAUAGAUUUGGGAGAAGGGCAGAGUUACUUGAGAAGGGGACUGUUUUGUGCAGUAACAACAUGGUGUGUGGGUUUCUUUUAAAAUCUUCACUUAAAGUCUGGAAUUAUAUAUUCUUGAUAGAUAUUCACACUUGAACCAUAGUUACUGUAAAAAAUCUUAAUACUGUUAUUCUUUGCACUUUUUCAUAAUCAUUUUAUAUAUACAUAUAUAUAUAUAUGUUGCUUACAUUGCAUUGUACAGAUGUGGGCCACCACUAUAACAAAAUGAAUUCUUUGUGCUCUAAAAUAUUUAUAAAGAAACUAUUUAAAUGUUAUGUAUAUGGUGGUAAUAAGGGAAAAAUCAUCUGGUUCUUAUAAGUGAGAGUGAAGGUUUUUGCAAAAGUUUCUGUUCAGUGUUCAAUAUAAAGUUCUCGGCAAGUUUUCCCUGAAGUUACAUAUGAGUAUUCUCAUUCUCUUAACUUGCCAUUGUGAGUGAAAAGUAAUUAUUAUCAAGCAGACUAUUAUUUAGCUUCUACUUCUCCCAGCCCACUGUUUAUCCUAUAAGGGUCAUUUUCUUAGACUUUUCCAACAUGUGAUCCUCAUUUGGAAUGGUGAUUUUUAAAUGUGCAUGCAUACUAUCUUCUUUCAGAUACUUGCACCCCACCAACCACAUCUCCUCAAAGCUGGAACACUGCCAACUAGUCAGUUGAAUAGGUCCUUUAGAAACACAUAAUUAACACUUAAAGGUUGGGUGCUGCUAAUUCUUUGUAAAAAAAAUCCAAAUAUUAUUAAGGGACCAGGGAGAUGCCACUGCCUUCUGAUUUUUUUCAUCCUAAAAUAUACAUUUUAUGUAAGAAGAAAUCUUUCCAUAUUCAUAGUAACAUAACUACUUGAGCCUAAAGAUGAUCUCACAUUUUUAUACCUGUUUAAAUCAUUCACAGUUAGUAUUACAUGUCAGCCAUCCAUCAAAUAAAGUUGUACUUAAUAUUUUCUCUAAGUAUGUAUAUUUCUAAGUUGAACACUUUGCUUUGAUUACAUGAAAAUGUCUUGCUUUCCUGGCAUUUGUACUCAUUCUCAUUUUUUCAUGAAUGGAGAUAUGAUUGUAUGGCUUUUCAGAACUAAAAUACAGGUGAAUGAUACAAAAAGUCAGAAGUGGGGAAGAGUACUAUUUCUUUCAUCAUGUAGAUUGAUUAGUAAUCCUUGCCUUUAUUUUCCUGGUUUCUUAUGACCAAUGUUUCUAAGGCAACAAGAUGACAACAGGUUAAAGAUCGUGUGGUAAUUUGGAUUUGGAGACAGACAUUUUAAUUCUUGAAUGUAGUUGCAAAUUAUGUAUUCAUAUUUGUACUUUCUAUUAAAAUGCACGAUUGCAGGAUUGUUGUUUAGAUUUUGUGUUUAUUCUUGAAAAGCUUUGUUCUUGUUUUUAAGUUUGCACUUGAAUCUUAUUAAAGAAAUCCACCCAUGUUAUCCAGA
Molecule: messenger RNA, 5172 nt
Organism: Jaculus jaculus (lesser Egyptian jerboa)
Lineage: Eukaryota; Metazoa; Chordata; Mammalia; Rodentia; Dipodidae
Gene: Acsl4
Product: acyl-CoA synthetase long chain family member 4
Exons: 16
Coding region: 379-2514 (711 amino acids)
Biological process (GO): long-chain fatty-acyl-CoA metabolic process; neuron differentiation; long-chain fatty acid metabolic process
Cellular component (GO): plasma membrane; lipid droplet; endoplasmic reticulum
Molecular function (GO): arachidonate-CoA ligase activity
Source: RefSeq, a predicted model, not a curated record